Molecule: messenger RNA, 2898 nt
Organism: Alternaria infectoria
Lineage: Eukaryota; Fungi; Ascomycota; Dothideomycetes; Pleosporales; Pleosporaceae
Exons: 5
Coding region: 1-2898 (965 amino acids)
Biological process (GO): protein phosphorylation
Molecular function (GO): ATP binding; protein kinase activity
Source: RefSeq, a predicted model, not a curated record
AUGGCAGACUGCAACGAGAAUGCGGCAUGUCAAGAACAUUCAAGACCCAAGGACUGCGCAGACGACACAGAUAGUGAUGACGAACCAAGCUUCCAAGAAAAGCUCAAAAACUUGCUGUCAUCUCACGCAAUCAAAAGCGCGUUCGAGAAAACACCUAUCAAGUUCGUCCCCGAAGGCAUCAUCCACGAGCUGAUUACGGAAGACCAAAUCAAGGCCGCCUUGGAUAUACAAGCAGCAACAGUUGAAGAAGACGAACUGGUGGGAUUCACACGUAUGCGCGCGAAAAAGAUAUUUGCUAUCGCAAUCCACGUACAGCCAAACAAGAUAGUCGCAAUCAUGAAAUGGUGGAAGAAGAAUAAUAUGGACGAUGGCGAUCUGCCGAUCACCUUUCGGCCUGGAUGGAAGAGGCAGUGGCUUUCGGAAUUUUGCGAAAUGCAAUGGAUGUUCCUCGCUCCUGUCUUCUCGACAACUCAAUACAACCGCAAUCUCGAUGACGCCCACAUCUUACCUUUCAUUUCCAAAAGGAAGCAUCUGGAUCCGCCGUUCCUGGAUCAUAGUUCGUUCGCAGUCAAGGAGAUUCAGCCUUCCGAUAACGCGCAGGAAGUUGCAGAACAUUGGGAAAGAGAGGUCAAAGCCCUCCGAACCAUGAAUGAGUUGAACCAAGAUCACAUCGUUCGUUUCGUUACAGCUUUUCGACGCCGUAGAGAGCACGGCGACCCAGAUCACUACCUGAUAUUUGAAUGGGCUGAUGGCGGAAACCUCCGCAGCAUGUGGAAGAGGGAGCAUUCCCCAAUAUUGACGGCAGCAUUAGUCAAAGAUGCUAUGUUCCAGAUACUGGGACUUGCCAGAGCACUCGCGGCUGCGCACGACCUCGACAAGACCGGCGCAUCAUACCGCCAUGGAGACAUCAAGCCGGAAAACAUUUUGUGUUUUAGUAACGGCCGCACGAUUGGUACUCUCAAAAUUGGCGACUGGGGUGAAGCGAAAGAGCACGGACAGGUGACAGACAUGCGUCCCAGCAAAACCACAGCAAAAUAUGGCACUCGUGUCUAUGAGGCCCCUGAGGUCGAAACGGGCGUCAGAGCUAAGUACCUGGGUCAGUCAACAAAGCGCCGCUCUCGACUAUACGAUGUCUGGGCGAUGGGAUGCAUCACUCUCGAAUUCACCAUAUGGCUGUUGAAAGGAUGUCAGGCCGGAAGUACAGCAAUAGGGGAUCUUCUGGAACUUGUGAGAACAUCACUACUGGUUGUUAAGCUUCCACGAAGGCUCGGUUCGAAUCUUUCAGAACUCCCAGAACGACCUCGUACCGACUCGGUCGUCUCGGAGGCAAGGCUUGAAGCAAGUGUUACUCCCGCGAACAACACACCCUUUGACCUUGAGGAUAUCCCAGAUGUAACAACAGCUGUAGGAAUUCCUUCUUUCAGCAUCACUCCUGCUGAAGCGGAGCCUGAAAGAAUCCCCAUACAGCCUGAACCCGAAGCGCAAGGUCACUCACGAUGCCUCGCAGCCGAAUUCUGCUCGCGAAUGGAAUAUAUUGUCGCAGAAGAUCCGGAUGAAGAUGAAGGCUAUUGGCUUACAUGUUGGGUACAGCCUGCAGAACUCCGCUCGACGGCAGAUCUUAUACUACCACCCUCUCCCACCACAGAAGUCUACUCUGGUGAGGUCUUCCAAAAACCAAGCUGGGAAACCAAUCGACCUACCGUUGGAGGGUUGAUGGCACCCUCCCAGAAGAGGAUAGACUACGCGCCUCCAGAACUCGAUGAAGAUGACUGGAAGUACCAGUCUGGCAAUGAUCUUGCAUCAAGUUUGUUCGUCUCACUCAGGGAAAGCAAAUCCCUAGGGUCGUCCGACAAUAUCUCUCAAUCUCGACUCUGCUCAGAUUGCAUCUGCCUCCAAGAGGAGUUGUUCACACCAGGAUUUUCUAAGUCGUACGACGUGCACAUCCUUCGAAUGAGCGCCGAGAGAAAGCACUGUGACUUGUGCGUCCUGCUCUGGCAGACUGCUAUCCGAGACGGUGGCGUGAAGUUUGCGAGCAUCAAGCUUGAGCGGACUGGUUCGUUUCUCCGGAUGAAAAGCAAUGGCCUUCCUGUACUGUCCAUCGUCCAUUAUCCGGAGGAGCUCUCUAGGGUUACCAGCGAUGGCCAGGUUGGAUUUGUUCAGCUCCCAGAAGCAGGUAGCACCGCUCACCUUGAGGUGCUCCAGCACUGGCUCCACGAUUGCAACGGCCAUCACGGAUGUUCCCCAGCUCAGCAUACAGCAAAUAGCACAAAGAUCCGGCUACCAACGCGGUUAAUCGAUGUUGGCACAGAUGAGGAUGACACAAUUCGACUGUGGGAGACCGAACCAUCGGAUGUGGGCGAGUGGAUUGCUCUAUCGCAUAAAUGGGGAUCUCGACAUCUUUCUACCACACCCGAAACCCUUCAAGACCACCUAAACGGUAUCAAGAUCGGCAUCCUCCCAGCCACAUUUAAGGAUGCGGUAAUCGUAACCCGCGCACUUGGACGUCGUUAUCUUUGGAUAGACUCACUUUGCGUGAUACAGGGUCCACAAGGCGACUUCAUGACCGAGGCCAAGCGUAUGGAAGCAGUUUAUAGCGGCGCCUACUGUGUUAUCGCGGCUAGUUGCGCUACUGACCACUAUGACGGCUUCUUGAAGCCUCGCACUCGACGAGAGUAUGUUGGUCUGAGUGGUCAAGGCAAUGGUCAACACCCUUUCUACAUCUGCCAGAACAUCGAUAACUUCAAGGACCAUGUGCUUGGUGGUGAGUUGCACAGUCGUGGUUGGGUCUUACAGGAGCACGCUCUUGCCCGUCGAACGCUUUUCUUCACGGAGCAUCAAACUUACUUCGAGUGCGGUAACGGCGUGCGCUGCGAGACGUCAACAAAGUUGGAUAAGUAA